AUGAGAAUUGAAUUACAAAAACUUACAUCUAUAGCAAAAUUUCUUGCUAUAAAACAUUCUAUUAAAACACAAACAGUGCUAGCUUUAGAGAAGCCAAGUAGAAUUUUACUACAAAAUAUUUACCAUAGCUGGUUGAAAACCAUUCAUGGAAAAACUGUACAACAUUUUCCUGUAUACUUAGAUAAGGAUGUUGCUAUAAAGUCUCAAAAAUUAUGUUACGGAUUCAUUAAACCACAAUCAGCAGACAUUGAUGAAAUAAUAUUGCAUAAUGAUGAGUUUAAGCCAAAAAAUAAUGUAGAAUUAAAACUAAAUUUAGUUGUGCCAACACAAGAUGCAAUGCAAUAUUUCAUACAGUGGCAAAGAUAUAGGAAAUAUUGGUGGAGUUCUAUUACAACCACACCAAGUCUAUUCAGUAUAAAUGACAUGAAGCAAGAAAAUGAAUCUGCUGAUGUGAAUAUUAUAGCAAACUUCAAUUGGGGCCCUCUAGUUGUAGAGACAAUCAGUAUUACCAGUAAUGGCUCAGAGCAUAAUAACACUACUGAGACAUCUAGUCUAACUUGUGCCAUGGGAUUGGAGACAGCUUUGUUGACACUGUUAUUAGAUGGAAUUUCAAAUACAACUAAAGAAGAAUAUUUGAAAUUACAUAACAAGAUGGCGCCGUACAAAAUUUCCUUUGGGUUAGAUAGUGAAGGUAUGGAUAAAGAUGAAAAAGUAUUGAGUACACUCAAAGAGUUAUCUCAAGUGAUAUUUCACAAACUGAGAGCCAAAGAAAUAUCUAGCUGGCUACCAACUUUCACACUGCCACUACAACUUCAGAUCAAAGAAAAUCUACACAUGGGCGUUACAUACACUGCAAUACUUAAUGAAAAUACUCUAUCGAAUGGGAUUUUUCAUUUGUUAAACAGCAACACUAUGCUGAAGGAGCAAGUACACGUUGCAGACUUCGACACGUAUGCAGCCAUACUGUGUGGAAAACGUUAAAACUUACAUAAUAAUCUAUAAUAUAUAUUACAUAUAAAUAUAAAAUGAUCCGGCGUGUCUGUCUGUCUGCUCAAGAUAAAGUAACUUACUGAACGGAUUUUCAUGCGUUUUUCAAGUUUAUAAUUACAUCAAGUUUUUUUUGUUAAUUAGUUGAAAUAUGACGAUGAUUGUUGGAAGUGUCGGAAAAAUCAAUGCCAUCUGUGAGUUUUCAUCAAAAACGCUAGAAUCCCAAUACAAAUAUUUAAAAAAAAAAAAGCAACUGAUAGUGAUAUACCUCUUUUAUAGAACGGCAAAGUCUAGUAUUGUAGGGAUCUGGAUCUACUAAAUCGAUUUUGAGAAUUCUUUUACCACUAGAAAGCCACGUUAUUUGUGGGUGUCGCAUGUUACAUUUUAUCACCAUAUUCUUAUGGGAACGGGAACUACGCGGGUGAAACUGAGGGGCGGCGGAUAGUAAAUAAUGAAAGUAAUAGCCGAGCCUAAACAAAUUGAAAAUUCAUAAAAAUAAACACUAAAGUUUUCAUAUAACAGUACGAGUAGGUAAUUGCAAACAUAAAAUGAAUAUUCAAUCAAUAAAAAAAAUCCAACCUAGAUGUC
Bicyclus anynana (squinting bush brown) is the source of this 1575-nucleotide messenger RNA. RefSeq names its product DNA polymerase subunit gamma-2, mitochondrial (gene DNApol-gamma35). The transcript is spliced from 6 exons. Lineage: Eukaryota; Metazoa; Arthropoda; Insecta; Lepidoptera; Nymphalidae. The coding region runs from base 1 to 981 and encodes 326 amino acids. The record is from RefSeq and is a predicted model, not a curated record.